Messenger RNA from Mya arenaria, 12777 nucleotides. RefSeq names its product laminin subunit alpha-2-like. The record is from RefSeq and is a predicted model, not a curated record. Gene Ontology annotation, molecular function: extracellular matrix structural constituent. Lineage: Eukaryota; Metazoa; Mollusca; Bivalvia; Myida; Myidae. The transcript is spliced from 63 exons. Gene Ontology annotation, biological process: axon guidance; cell adhesion. The coding region runs from base 104 to 9856 and encodes 3250 amino acids. Gene Ontology annotation, cellular component: basement membrane.
AAAUUUGGUCUGCUCAGGAUUUGUAGUUUUGUGGGACUGGGAUUCGAGGAAGUGUCUUGAAUGGGGUGUUUCUGAGAUAAAUUCUAGACUCUACAAAUGGAAAAUGGGAUUUAAACGUGAAAUAUUGAUAUUACUUUCUUUAAUUGGAAUUUUACCUGAGUUAAUAAAAGGUCUAGAAAUCAAUGAAGGGGAAACACUCUCGUUGACUUGUCCACGAGCAUCUAGGCGACUUCCAGUGGUAUGGCGGGGACCUCCAAAUCUAGCGAGAUACACGCGAGGAUUAAUUGUUGAUAUCGACCUUCCCGCAGAGUUACGGUCUCGAAUAUCACUCAAUGGUGACCAUGGGAGUGGCCUCUAUAACUUGCAAAUCGAUGAUGCGCGGAAAUCGGACAGCGGCGAGUAUCGAUGCAAGAUUGGCUCCAGGGAGAUACGUACCGUAACUGUCCGCGUAAAAACUCAAGAGGAGCAAAACCAGGGCCUGUUUCCGUACAUUCUCAACUUGGCCACACGGGCUAGAAUCUCGGCUAACGCAACAUGCGGGCAGGACAGACCAGAAUAUUCCUGUAAACUGGCCCAACAUGUGGACUUGAAUCCUCAGGUCAGCCACUGCGACUACUGUAACGCGCGUGCAGGGGAGGGCAGGCCAACGGAGAUCGGAGAGGCCCACCCGAUUACAAACGCAAUCGACGGCAGCAACAAAUGGUGGCAAAGUCCCUCGAUCAGUAACGGCUGGGAGUACAACUAUGUCACAAUUACACUGGAUCUUGGCUUGAUCUACCAAGUAGCCUAUGUCGUAGUGAAGGCAGCCAACUCCCCUCGCCCAGGAAACUGGAUUCUCGAAAAAUCAAUUGAUGGUGUCAAAUACGAGCCCUGGCAGUUCUUCGCGAGCACAGAUGAUGAUUGUCAGAGGGUUUAUAAUAUACCAGCCCUCCAGGGAAAGCCCUCGUAUGACUACCUUCGUGACGAUGAAGUUCGUUGUACUUCUUACUUCUCCAAACUGAACCCGCUAGAAAAUGGAGAGAUUUUCAUCUCGUUGACCAAUGGCAGACCAGGAAUCUUCGUACCAAGCAAGACACUUCUGGAAUUCACAUCAGCAAGGUAUGUCCGCCUGAGGAUGCAGAAAAUCCGAACCCUGAAUGCCGAUCUGAUGAGCCUCCAGUCUCGGGACCCUCGUAAUCUUGACCCCUCAGUCACAAGAAGGUAUUUCUACUCCAUAAAGGACAUCUCUAUUGGAGGGCAGUGUAUCUGUUAUGGCCACGCCACAGAGUGCCAGAGGCAAGGAAACUCAGAUAACCUGGCCUGUGUUUGCCAGCACAACACAUGUGGGAGUAACUGUGAAAUCUGCUGUCCCCUCUACAACAACAAGCCCUGGGUCCGUGGAGGAGGCAACGGCAACAACCGAGUAAUUACCUAUGAUGUCAACUGUGAAGAGUGUAACUGCCAUGGCCAUGCCAACUCCUGUGUGUACAACGAGACUGUGGAUGCCCUCGGUCUGUCCCUCAACAUGCAGGGAGAGAAGAAAGGGGGCGGAGUCUGCAUCGACUGCAAUGAUUUCACCACGGGUGUCAACUGUGAGCGAUGCAUGCCCGGGUAUUUCCGCCCCUGGGGCGUGCCCCACAACUCGCCCCGCCCCUGUCGGCCAUGCAGCUGUGAGGAAUCUAUUGGCAAUACUGGCAUCUGUAUUGAAGAUGAUAGUAGAGUCGGCGAUGGACUGAUGCCAGGUUCAUGUAUCUGCCGGGAAGGGUUUGCGGGUCAGAGCUGUGACAGAUGUGCAGCUGGUUACCAUAGCUAUCCUCAUUGUGAGCCCUGCUCUUGUUCUGUAAAAGGAACUGUGGAUCCCAACAUGUGUGAGGGGAGGUGUGUCUGCAAGGAGAACGUUGCUGGUGAGAAAUGUGACCGGUGUGAGCAGGGUUACUAUGACCUGAGUGCGGAGAAUGCACAGGGAUGCAGACAAUGCUUCUGUUUCGGCGUCUCUACCGUUUGCCAGAGUGCCGGCCUUGGGCUCGUACAGAUUACAGACAUGAGAGGUGAAAUGGAUGGCUGGACUAUCAUCACGGUUAACGAUGAAUGGUUCACUUACUUCCCGACGCCAGUUGCUGGAGGAUGGCUCGAGUAUCGCACCUUUCCUGCACGUGACCAGAACUACGUUGACCCAGACGGAGCUUCGGAGGAGGUUAUUUACUACUGGCAGUCUCCUGUGAAAUAUUACGGGAAUCGGCUUGCCUCCUAUGGUGGGUCUCUACAUUACACAAUGAAGUUUACCAUCGAUGAGUCCGCCCCAGUUCAGAACCACAUGGCUGAGGCGGAUGUCAUACUUCAGGGAGGAAACAUCACCAUCACCAAUGGUCGCAACUACAUCCGGGAAAAUCAAGAGAACAAGAAAAGUAUCAUACUGGAGGAGACGGAGUGGUAUAAGUUAGAUAGCGAGAAUGGUCGUUAUAUCUCUUCCCAACAUGUGACCAAAAAGGAGUUCAUGUUACUGCUGUUUGACCUACAAAGAAUUCUCAUUCGAGCUACACAUCACACUGCUCAGGAUAAUGUCAUGUUAAAGGAGGUUCUGUUAGACACAUCCAAUGCUGGUUCCACCAACGAGGUGACCAUGUCAGGUGUGGAGAAAUGCUCCUGUCCACGAGGCUACACCGGACUGUCUUGUGAGAGUUGUGACAUUGGCUGGCGUAGACUGAACAAUGUCUUGUAUGGUGGUCAGUGUAUUCCAUGUGAGUGCUACGGUCACUCCAAGACCUGUGACCCUUAUACUGGACGAUGCUUGAUGUGCACAGACAACACCGAAGGUUUCAACUGCGAGGUCUGCAAAGUUGGUUUCCAUGGUGACCCAACCAAGGGAAAUCCUGACGACUGCAAGCCCUGUGCCUGCCCGCUCUUGGAGUCCAGUAACAACUUUGCGACCACCUGUGCCUCCUCGCCCAAGUUUGAUGACCCUGGGGCAUUUGUGUGCCUCGAUUGUGCUGUAGGCUAUACUGGAGAAAGAUGUGAAAGAUGUGACACAGGUUACUAUGGUUAUCCCGGUCUCCUUGGCGAGUACUGCAAGGAGUGCCAGUGUAAUGGCAACAUUGACCGCAACAUGCUUGGCAGUUGUGACCAGUUGACGGGAGAAUGUCGCAUCUGUCUACACAAUACAGAGGGGGAUGACUGCGGGAGAUGUCGGCUGGGGUAUUACGGGACCGCAAUGAACGGGGAUUGCACUUUGUGUAGCUGUGAUCCAUUUGGUUCCCUGGACAUGACAUGUGACCGGGACACAGGAUACUGCAAGUGUAAGGAACACUACACCGGGCGCCAGUGUGACCGCUGUGAGGAUGGAUUCACCUCUGUCAAUGAAAACUACUGGGGUCUUGAAUCGGGCCAGGGGUGCAAGCCAUGCGACUGUGAUCCGAUUGGCUCAUACUUUCAACAGUGUGACAGUAUCAUGGGUCAGUGUCGGUGUAAACAUGGCGUCACAGGGAAGAAAUGUGACAUCUGCGUGGAAGGAUUCUAUGGUCUCGUGUCCAAAGGGGAGUGUCUUGAAUGCAAGCCGUGUGAUAAGCCUGGUCAUGUGUGUGAUAUGGACACGGGGGAGUGUGUAUGCCCGCCCAACACUGAGGGAGAACGGUGUGAACGAUGUAUCAACACAUACUGGGGGUAUGACCCUAGGUUUGGUUGUAAGGCCUGUGGCUGUGACAAAGACGGUUCAUUGGACAACAACUGUGAUCCUCUCACUGGCCAGUGUGCCUGCGCCGCUGACUACACCGGCCUCUACUGUGACGAGUGCCUGUUUGGCUUCUACAACUUUCCUGACUGUAGCCUGUGCCUCUGCUCUGUGGAGGGGACAGAGCCGGAAAGCUGCUCCUCAUCUGGGGCAUGUAGCUGCCAGGAACCUGAGGGACAAUGCCAGUGCAAGUCAAACACAAUGGGUCGUACGUGUCAACAGUGUAUGGAGAAUUCUUUCUCCCUGGACCUUCACAAUCCCGAUGGCUGCACAGAUUGCUUCUGUUUUGGCCGAGCUGAAUCCUGUGAACAGGCGAGAUACGUGUGGAUAAAGUCUGAGCUCCCAGACCAGUCUGUGACGUUCAGUAACCGAGCCAAUACCAUGGUUCUACGCCAGCCCAGUGGCUUCCAUGUGAUCCCAGACAAUGUGACUUGGACUAGAGUUAUAGACACCCAGGGGGACCCUGUGUAUUGGAAAGUACCUGGUUUAACUGGGGACAUGACCCUGUCAUACAAUGGGGAGUUGUUUUUCACGGUAGAGCACACCAACCAUGGCGAUGACUUCAGUGAUAUGGAGGCGCUGGUGGAUAAACCGCUGGUAGUGAUUGUGGGAUAUGGAUUUCCCAUCAUGUUCAGAUCAGAGGUCCAGUGGAAGCCGGAUGAAGGUAUGCAGUUCAGUGUGCGUCUACACGAGCACUACUGGCGUACGUCUCGUAAUGCAGAAGUGGGACGUAAACUAAUGAUGGUCAUACUGAAGAAUGUGACAGACAUUUACAUACGAGCAACCUGGGACAACACAGCUGUUGGAGCAAGGUUGAGUGAUAUAUCUCUUGACCAAGCUGUAGAUAAUGAACUACAACUGGGACGGCCAGCCCUUGGUAUCGAGAAAUGUGAAUGUCCACCAAAGUAUACAGGUCUAUCAUGCCAGGAUCCGGCGGAAGGAUAUUACCGUGUGCCCAACAUUGGAGAACUGGACUUCACAGACCUCACUGGUGUGAUAGGGGACGUGAGAAAGUGUGAAUGCAACGGUCACAGUGAAAGAUGCCACCCAGAAACCGGAGUCUGCUAUGACUGUGAUCACAACACAUCAGGCGACAACUGUGAUAUGUGUGCUGAUAGUUACUAUGGUAACGCAACACAAGGAACUGCCAAUGCCUGUCAACGAUGUGCUUGCCCACUUAAACGGAAGACAAACAAUUUCAGCCCAACCUGUGUGCUGGUGGAUAAUGACCUGGUUUGUACGGCCUGUGAGAUGGGCUACGACGGUACUAGAUGCCAAUAUUGUGCAGAGGGUUACUAUGGCGACCCCUCAACCCCUGGUGAGAAAUGCGAACCCUGUGGAUGUAACCCUGAAGGUUCAGUCACACCCCAGUGUGACUACAGGGGUGUGUGCGUUUGUCUGCCAGGCAUACAGGGUGAAAAGUGUGAUCAGUGUCAGCCCAGAUAUGCAGUGGAACAGGGACAGUGUGUGUCGUGUGAUGUGGGUUGUACCAGCGAGCUCAUGAUUGACAUGGAUGAGUUGGAAGCAAUGUUAAGAAGACUGAAAUUUGAUCCCUCCAAUGUCAAUAUCUCUGCUCCCAUCCGCAAGCUGAACCUCAUCAGGAACGAGACCAGAAUUCUGUCUGACCGUCUACAAAACCUUAAAUACGCUGAGGUUCUGAAUGUGCAAGAACAGUUGAAGAAUCUCACCGAUGAAGUGGAAAGUACUCAUAAAAGAUCUGAAGGAGCCAUCAUCAAGAGUAACCAGAACAAGAAUGACGGAGAGAAACUACUGAGGGACGCCACACAGAUCGAGGACACAAUCUCCCUUAGAGAGAUGGAUGUUAAAGGCCUGAUAGAUGACCUUGAAAAUAUAGUAGCUACAACAUUCCACAACCGCAGUGGAGUUAACGUGACAUCCUCGCUAAUAGAAGCACAACGAAUCCUCGAUGAUAUCAUGGCACGCAACUUUGACAAGAUGUCAAAAGAUGCAAGGAAAGAACAUGAUGAAGCAGAGCUACUUUCUGAGAGGAUCCAUGGCCACUUCCUGCAACUGACGAACACUUCUAGUGCUGAAGAGAGGGUGAACCAUGUCAGGGACGCUUUCCAGGACCUUCUGGAACACGUGGAGAAAAGUGUGGUAAAUUCUGAGGAGACACAGAAAAAAGUGAAGGAGCUGAGAAAAACACUGGACAGAACAAGGCAACACCUGAAUGACACAAAGGCCCUGAACAAGACACUGGGGAAAGACAUGGAAGGCCUUGCUAAACUGAUAGAAGAUGCUGAUGACAAUAUUGAUAUGGCUGAGGAAAAUGUGCUGAUGGUGGAAGAGAGAUUGAGCACUCUUGAAGCAGCCAUGGGUCCUCUCACAGAGAAGGAGAAACUGUUAAGAACAGAACUGCCAGAUGCUGCUACUCUUGUGGAUAAGGCAAAAGCCCAUGCUGAUAACCUAACCAAAAUUGCUGAGAACCUCGCCAGAACCUUUGACAGUACCAGGGAUGCUGCAGCGGACCCGAUGCGUGCUGCAAAUGUGUACAAUGACAUUGUGGCUGCCAUUAACGAGGCAGAGAUAGCUGCAAAGAAAGCAAAGGAUGAUGCAGAUAAUGCUACUUCUAUGAUGGACUUUGAUGAGUUGAAGCAGAAGGUUGCUGACUCCCUACAGAGGAGCAUGGACCUGCGAGACGAGGCCAGGGAGAUCACUGAUGUCGGCAUAGCAGGGCUGGAUGAUGACCUACUCCAGUUGAAUGACAAUUUGGAUGGUAUAAGUGACACUCAACUGGACAUUAUAGAGCGUCACCAAGAUAUCGCAGCAGAAAUUGAUGCCCUACCCACAGACACAGUGGAUCGUAUCGCCGAUGUUCAAUCCACCAUAGACAAAGCGGAGGAUACAGCAAACCGUGUCAGGAGCGAUACAGACAAGAUGGUGGACCGUGUGAACAAUGAGAUGAUGCCAAAACUGGAGGAACUGCAGGGAAUUGUGGGAGGAAAGUUUGAUGACAUCUACACCACAAUGGAUGGCACAAAACAAAAAAUAGACGAGUUGAAUAACCUGACCAAAGGGAUUGACACACGGAUAAGCCAAUCAUCACGAAUGAGGUCAGACCUGCGAGACAAACUCUCCAAGCUCAAACAAAGCAUACGGGAAGCUAGGGAAGAAGCUAACAAGGUAAAAACAUCACUGAGUGCUGACGGCAAAUGUGUCAAGAAAUUCCGCUCCAUGACCCAACCAGGGACGAUCAACUCGAUCAGCUUUGCAUUCAAGACGACCAAGCCCAACCAGGACAUGAUGAUGGUCCUGGUACAGAACCAAGGCAUCAGUGAGGGAGAUGAUGAGAAGGAGUUCCUUGCUGUUGAGUUGAGGGACGGCAAUGUACGGUUCUCCUGGAACGCAGGUGGAGGCGUUGGCUCGGUUACCGACAACAAGAAGGUUAUCUCAGAAACCUCCGUCAUCAAAGAGUCUGAGAAGUGGUACAAUGUCAAGGCUGAAAGAAUUGGAGGUCUGGGUCGACUGAUUGUUCACCGACUGUCUGAACCAGCAGGUGCGCCUCUAACCAACACCUCCAAGGUUGGAUUCUCCCUUAUGGCUCUGAGCGAACAGACAAACGUGUACGCGUCCGGGGUACCAGACUCUGUGGUCAUUGACAAGGUCUUGACGAAGAGGAAUUUCUCUGGCUGUAUGGGCAGCAUGUACAUUGACGAGACUCUGGUUGGUCUAUUUAACUUUGAGACGAACACCAUGGAUUCUUGUACAGCUUGUUUGGAAGUGCCUUCCCAGCCACCAGGUGCUAAUGUGUAUUUCUUUGACGGAAGUGGGUACGCAGUUACGAACAGGAACAGUAUCAAGUCAAACCUCGUGGCAAACAUUAUUUUCAACUUCAAAACAUACUGGGACAAUGCAUCAAUCUUCUUUGUUGGUAAUCCUGAAACUGGAGAGUACAUGGCUUUGGAACUGGAAAACGGCCAUGUUGUGUUUAAGUACUAUCUCGGCCAGGGAUCGCUCGGCCAACUUCAGACUGUGAUGAAGUACAACCGAAACCAGUGGGUCUCCGUCGCAGCCGCCCGGAGCGGACUGAUGGGCCUGUUGGAAGUAGGAACCGAACAAUUGAUAUCAGAGGGACCAAGGGGGGACACACUGUUAGAUGUGUCCAAGAAUGACCUGUACUAUGGCGGGAUACCCCCUUCUGUCAAUAUGGAUGUAUUCCAAAAGGCCUCUGGUGGGUUAGUGAGCUCCGAGCGUUUCCUGGGAUGUAUGAGUGGCCUUCAGAUUUCCGUUGAUUCUGUCAACCUGUGGGAGGGCAAGUCGACUGUUGGCGUGUCAGAGGGAUGCAGAGAAAGCGGCCUGCGUUCUAUUGGUUUCUAUGGGAGUGGGUUUGCGGAGUACCAAGGUGUAAGCAUGGUAGCCCAAGAGUCAGAUCUCUCCAUCUCAUUUUCAACAAUGGAGCCGGAUGCACUUCUCCUUCUUGCUAAGAAUGUUAAUGGAGAUAGCUUCUACUCCCUGGCAUUAAAGGGCGGUUUAGUUAUAGGUCAAUUCAAUGGAGGUGGUAAUAACCCUUUGAUGUUGUCCUCAACGGAGCGCUACAACGAUGGGAAAGUCCAUAAUGUGGCUGUUAGAAAGACUGACAGGAAACUGGAGUUGUAUGUAGAUGACACUAUGGUGGCAACAGACCGUCUACAAAGGCGCUUUUCAGAUAUAGCAGUGCGAGAGGACGGGGGAUUAUACCUUGGUGGCGUGCCAGAUGGACUUAAAGUGGAUGAUCAAGCUGCUACCUCGAAAUCUCUGGAUGGGUGUAUCUCGGAUGUGGUUAUAAAUAGAGUCAUCCUGAACAUCAACCAGCCCAAGCAGUACGACCGGGCCGAUAUAGGAAGGUGUGCCCAGAGGGGCGGAGCUAAUGACAAUGGUUUGCUUCUUCCUGAGGAACGGCUAGCUAGUGACGCGCCUGCUAAUAUCAGAAUGGCAGAAGAAAUCCCCCUGGCCCCUGUCAUAAAACCAACAAAGCAAAGCAAAACUAAGCCAGAAGAGAAAAUGGCGUCAGAUAUGGCUGUUCCUGCGACUGAAGGCCCCACCCCUUGUGCAAAGUUGGACAAUGAUUUCAAGUUUGAGACGGACGCUUUCACUUUUGGAGAAACGGAGGUCAGCUUCCAUCAAGUGAAUGUAAGCAGGAAGGAAAUUAGCAGAAAGUUUAGAAUCAGCCUAGAUUUCAGGACAUACUUCCAAAAUGGUGUCUUAUUCUACCUGUCUAACCGUGACCAUAAGCAAUUUCUCACGGCUCAGCUAGUGGAGGGAAACAUUCAGCUUGUAUACUCAAGAAAGGAUGAAGUUAAGGAAGUCAAACUUAAAACAGACGCAAGUCUUUCUGAUGGCCAAUGGCACAGUGUUGUGGUCGAUAAAAAAAAUCAACGCAUUUCCGUGUACGUGGAUGGGGAUGAGAAGCACGAGCGGGGUGGGAAGAUUGCCAAGGCUCUUAAGGUGGACCCUCCAUUGUUUGUUGGUGGAUUGCCAGACAACUUCUUGCCUCUUGUGAAUGACCAAGUUGUGGCAACCAGUAUGCGAGGGUGCUUGAGAAAUCUGCUGGUGGAGAAUGAUGUAAAGACAUUCAAGGAUUCAACCCUUGUCAGUGGCGUGGACAGGUGCUAUGCCAACGUCGAGAAGGGUGCUUACUUCAAUAAAUACGCUUAUGGAGUAUAUGCAAACAAUUUCAACAUCGGCUCAGACUUCAGCCUAGAAAUAGAGUUCAGAACCAGUCAACCGAAGGGAAUACUGACUGCCAUCACAAGCCAGAAUGGUAGAAACGCCAUGGGCCUGGAGCUUGUUAAUGGACAGGUCAAGUUCAAGGCCAUAAACCGAGGAGGGGAGAUAAGCAUCAAGUCUGAGUAUGGCCUGUGUGACAAUGUUUGGCACAAGGUCAAGGUCACCGUGAUGGAAAAUUCCAUCAGUCUGCAAGUAGAUGAUGGAGAGAUACUGAAAGAUUUCACAGCCAAUGAUGUGAAAAAUAUGAAAACAAAAUCUGCCCUUUAUAUUGGGGGUGUUCCAGACUCUGAAAGUCCAGAGGUGCUAUCAACAAACAAGAACUUCGAAGGAUGCUUGCGAAGUGUGAAAAUCAACAACUCGCCUCUGGACUGGUUCAACCUCGAAAGAUCCGUGGAAAUACAGAAAACUGCAUGUCCUGUAGCAUAGAUUUUAGAAUAUUACAAUUGUUGUUGUCGUUGAAUUUUUAGAAAUGUCAUGUUUUACAUGAUUUUAUUAAAUUACUGAAAAAUGGCAUUAGAAAUUAUUAAAAUGUCAUUUUGUUUCAACGGCCUUGAAUUAUAGUUUGUACAAUUGAUAAUUAAUUUUUCAUAAUUACUCAAUGAAAAAUGUAAUUUUUAUCAAUACAUAAAGACAUUUUAAUCUAGCUUAGAAAUCAAUAUUAAAUGAAGCAAUAAAUUUGUAAAAAUUGUGAAAUCAGUCAGGAAUUGUAGUCAAUGUAUGUUCAACUGUACAAACUAGUAGUUACAAUACGGGUCAACAUUUUCUUCAAAACAUCAGGUGUUUCGAUUGUGCAAUCACGUGACAUAAUUUUAAUGUUUUGUUGCUUGUAUAUGUAGAAUGAUGAAUUUAUGCAAACUUAUGAAAAGAAAAUAGUUUAAUUCACCACAAUUGUGUAUUAAAGCUGUCUUUCUUAAUUUUCGAUGACAGUCCUCGUGUAGUAAUUUUUGUCAAAUUCUUUGAGGAAUAUUUUUUUGUGUAAAACUAAAAGCAACAAAAUUUGAAUGGUUUUUGGAGUCUUGUGUAAUCCAUUGUUGUGUUUAGAGCUGAAUAUUUGCAUGUGUUGAUGCUUAACGUAUUUGAUAUUAUGUGCCAAAGUUCAGAUCUGUUUUGAUAUUUCGAUAUGUUAGGCUGCAUUUACAACCAUGAUUGUACAGUUGUUGUUUUUUAUAAAUGCUUUUCAUAUUUUAUAAAUUAUCAAAUCAUGUGUUAUAGCUGUAUUUUUAAGUGAGUGCUUAUCAAUUGUAUACUAAACAUAAAAUAUCAAUAAUUACACUAAGAUUUAGCAGGUACCAUCUUUAAAGUAAUGGUUAAAUUUUGUUAGUAUGUACCCAGUGGCAUAAACAUCUGUGUAAGUAUAUAUACAUAUACAAUCUUUAACUUUUUAGUGGUCUACAUAAUAGUUUGUAAACUACCAAAUAACUACUAAUUUUGUAAACUACCAAAUAACUAGGCCACCAACUGUUUAUAUCUACCACUUCAUUUGAUUUAAAUCAAUAUCAGCUGACUGCUGAUUUACUGAAAUAAAUAUAUUAGAAAACUUGAGAAAUACUGCCUUCUCAUUGGACAAAAAGAUACUGCCUUUUCAUUGGACAAAAAGAUACAGCCUUUUCAUUGGACAAAAAGAUACUGCCUUUUCAUUGGACAAAAAGAUAUUGCCUUUUCAUUGGACAAAAAGAUACGUUAACAAAGUUUUCUUUUCAAUUCAAACACAUGAAGAUGAUGAUAAUGAUGUACGUAUAUUUUAUGACACAUUAUUUAAUAGCUGAUCAUUUAAUGUUUUAAUUGGAUGUUUAAGCAUUUUAUAAAAAAGUAGAAUCAUACAGUUUGUAUUGUAGGAAAGUGAUCAUUAUAUUGAUAAGCUGUACUCAAUAAAUAUAGCAUAACAAAUUUAAUCUUUGACAUCCACAGUUAUUGGUCAGACAGCCAGAAGUGAUACAUUUUAGAUUCUUAUCCAGAUUUUAUUAAAAAAAAAGAAACGUGGCAUUAAAUUAUAUAUAUUUUUUUAAUAUUGAAGCUUUGACUAUGUUUAAACAUUUGGUGUUAUUUUGCUGAAUUUAAAAACAUUCUUUUUAAGCUUUUUCUCAAAUGAUUAAAAAAAUCUCUGGGACACGAGAAUCUAAAAAAUAUUAUUUGGCCUAACAUGUAUGUCAUGUCCAAUAGAUGCGAGUUACAUGUAUGUAACAGGAAUGAUAUAACAUUGUAGAUGUAUGUGUAUAUACCCCCUCUUCCAUUAAGUGCCAGUAGCAUGUAUAUUAUUGUACAUUGUGGUUCUCUAAAUGUUCAAACAAAUUGAAAACAUUGUGAAUUGAUUUACCCACUGAAAAAAAAUCAAGUUCAGCACUGUAGUUAAAAUUUCUUCAGAAAAGCAAUGGAGAAGAAAUUUAAGAUUAUAACAUUAUAAUAUUCUGAAGAAUAAUAUUGUGGUUUACACCAUACCAAAUUGUUUGUAUGUUUGGUGUCCUCUGACAUAGUUUGUUGGCUUCCUGAUAUAAAUAAAAAAAAUUAAUCCUUUUACUAUAAUUUUGACUACAGAACACCAUCAUAAACAAUAUGCUUCAUAAUUAUGUUGUACUAGUAUUCUUGGCAUUUUAUAUAAAAAAGAAAUGAUGCACAAUGAUCAACACAUUUAAAUGGUUUUGUUUUAACAAAAUUAGCAGCGGAAAUCUAUAUAACACUUAAGAAUUGUCAAGAAUUUACUAAGGAGGCUCUGGUGUCUGAAUUGUACAUAGGAUUUCACUCAUUUAGUUAUGUUUUUUAUCUGGGGUUGGUUUUUUUCCGGAUAGCAAGAUAGGUUUUCAUUCUAAGGGUUGAUGUUAAACAUAAAAACAAUCUGGUAUGGCCUUUAUUCCUAUUUGAUAAAACGCUAGCCUUUAUUUCUUGAAGUUAUUUCCAAAACAAAAUCUUGCAAAUAUGAAAUGGAUCAUUGUUUAUAUGCUUAAUUAUUGAAAAAACAUGAGUAAUUUUAAAAAUUGUUUUAGGAAUUUUAUAUUUGCAAGCAUUUAUCCACUUUGUACAAUAAGGAAAUUUAUUCUAUUUUAUUGUGAUAUUUAUGUGUAUAUAGUAAUAUUAUUAAUUUUGAUAACUAGUUAUUUUAUAUAUUGGUGUACAUAAUAUUUUAAUACAGCUUUUACAAAAUCAUUUUGUUGCUAUUCAUUAUUUUUAUUAAAUAAAAAAAAUACAAAUGUGUAGAGACAACCCUUUUAAUUUACACUGUCUUUAAAAGCUUAUUUGUUAAAUCUCUCUUCUUAAAAGCUAUUGUAUAUUGUGAAUAAACUAUUGUUGUACAUGUAUUUUAGAUAAAUAUUAUGUUUUAGCAACUGCAUGAAGAAUUUUAAAGUGGUAACGUA